GGGGGGCGGCGGCAGCGCGGGGCUCGCGCCCGGUGCCGCUGCCUCAGCUCCGGGAGCGCCGCGGGAGCCGCGCCGUGAGGCACCGGCCCGGCCCGGAGGAGCCGCCCGCCGCCAGCGGGUGCUCGCUGCCCUCCUCCCGACACGAAGCGAGCUGCGGAAGCCGGGCCAGGCGCUGAGGUGCUGCGUUACCCGUCCGUGCCCGCCGGUCAAAGGAAUAUACAGUCAGACUUUGCAUGGCAUGAGGCAGAAACAGGAUUUUCUAGCAGGUUGCCUACUCGUGAUGAUUCCACCAUCUGCAACAACUCCUGUCAGUGAUGCUGCACUCUUGCCAAGUGUGGCUUCUCAGGAAAUCUGGAGGUCGCAAGUUCCAGGCUAUUCUGGAUCAGUCACGCAGCAUAUAAGUCACCGGGCCAACAACUUCAAGAGACAUCCAAAAAGGAGAAAAUGCAUUCGCCCUUCGCCGCCGCCACCACCAAAUACUCCAUGUCCUAUUGAUCUGAUUGACUUUGGGGAUCUACAGCCUCAGAGGUCUUUCCUAGAACUCCUAUUUAAUGGGUGCAUUCUCUUUGGGCUUGAGUUCAGCUAUGCCAUGGAAACAGCCUAUGUUACACCUGUGCUGCUUCAGAUGGGUCUGCCAGACCAACUGUAUGGAAUGGUGUGGUUCAUCAGCCCUAUACUAGGGUUCUUGCUACAACCUUUGCUGGGGGCCUGGAGUGACAGAUGUACAUCAAGAUUCGGGAGGAGAAGGCCAUUCAUUCUGGUCUUAGCAAUAGGUGCGUUGCUUGGGCUCUCACUUAUGCUGAAUGGCAGAGAUAUUGGGAACGCCUUGUCUGACACUGUGAAUAACCACAAAUGGGGGAUCAUCCUUACAGUCUGUGGUGUUGUCCUCAUGGACUUCAGUGCAGAUUCAGCAGACAAUCCUAGUCAUGCCUACAUGAUGGAUGUAUGUGGCCCAAUGGAUCAAGACAGGGGCCUCAACAUCCAUGCUUUGUUAGCAGGUCUUGGAGGUGGCUUUGGUUAUGUUGUUGGAGGAAUACAUUGGGAUAAAACCAGUUUUGGAAAAGCUGUGGGAGGGCAACUGCGUGUCAUCUAUGUCUUCACCUCAAUUAUACUGACCAUCACUACUAUCCUGACUCUAAUUAGUAUUCCAGAAAGACCCUUAGGGUCCUUCAGCAGGAAGAAAAAGGUGAUGAAGAGUCCAAGUCUUCCUCUCCCUCCUUCUCCACCUCUCUUCUUUGAGGAGACUGUAAAUGAAAACUUUGCUUCUCAUAACUCGUCUCAAUUAUAUGCAAGUUUUACAAGUCCUGUUUCCCCUCUCAGCCCACUCACACCCAAAUAUGGCAGUUUUAUCAGCAGAGACAGUUCCUUGACAGGAAUUAAUGAAUUUUCAUCGUCAUUUGGGACUUCAAAUAUUGACAAUGUACUUAUAGACUGUUUUACAGGUGGGCACAAUAGUUACUUAGCACUUCCAGCUAGCUUGCCCAGACAUCCUGUCAGUGUCAGCUUUCCUCAGGUACCAGGUGGCUGUUACCAAGAAGAAAAUGGAAUUCUGGAGCAAGGGGAGAGCAACAUAACUCUGGGGCCUAACAGUGAGGCACUAACAGUGGGCUCCCUGGAUGCAAUAAAGCCACGGUCAUCAGGUAUCCUGAAAAGACCUCAGACCUUGGCCAUUCCAGAUAUUGUAACGGGACGUUGUCCAGAAAAUAGCAGAAGAAGAAAUGUAACUUUCAGCCAACAGGUUGCCAAUAUCCUGCUGGAUGGUGUUAAAUAUGAGAGUGAGCUGAAUGGAUCAAGUGAGACCUCUGAGCAACCGCUCUCCAUCAGACUUCUUUGUUCAACCAUCUGCCACAUGCCCAAGGCUCUUCGUAACCUCUGCAUCAACCACUUCCUAGGAUGGCUUUCAUUUGAAGGGAUGUUGCUCUUCUAUACUGACUUCAUGGGAGAAGUAGUGUUUCAAGGGAAUCCAAAAGCACCUCACAACUCAGAUGAGUAUCAGAAGUACAACGCUGGGGUCACCAUGGGCUGCUGGGGAAUGUGCAUCUAUGCAUUCAGUGCUGCUUUCUAUUCAGCUGCACUGGAAAAGCUAGAGGAGCGGUUCAGCACACGGACACUGUACUUCAUUGCAUACUUGGCCUUUGGGCUGGGUACAGGGCUGUCCACGCUGUCCAGAAACAUCUAUGUGGUGCUGUCACUGUGUGCUACCUAUGGUGUCCUCUUCGCCACUCUCUGCACGUUGCCCUACUCCCUGCUUUGCGACUACUAUCAGAGCUGUGAGUUCACAGGCUUGAAGGCAGAGGGCAUGCGGCGUGGGAUGGGUGUCGACAUCUCCCUGCUGAGCUGCCAGUACUUCUUGGCACAGAUCCUGGUGUCCCUGGCCAUGGGGCCACUAACAGCAGCUGUGGGCAGUGCCAGUGGUGCCAUGUACUUCGCCAGCCUGGUGUCCUUCCUGGGCUGCCUCUUCUCCUCCCUUUGCGUCACCUAUGAGCCAAUACCACCCGCUGAAGAGCUGCCACCUACCGAGGAGCAGCGCCCACUCCUGCCAUGUGCACAGGAUCAAUAAAUGAGAGAAGCUGCCACAGCC
This is a messenger RNA of Anas platyrhynchos (mallard), 2581 nucleotides long. RefSeq names its product solute carrier family 45 member 1 (gene SLC45A1). NCBI's taxonomy places the organism in Eukaryota, Metazoa, Chordata, Aves, Anseriformes, Anatidae. Gene Ontology annotation, molecular function: sucrose:proton symporter activity. Gene Ontology annotation, biological process: transmembrane transport. Gene Ontology annotation, cellular component: membrane. The record is from RefSeq and is a predicted model, not a curated record.